AUGUUUGGUCCAUCGAGUAUGAGACAUUCCUUCCUCAACCAAUUAGAAUCUGCCAAGAAGGCAGAUAAGAAGAGAAAGAGUGAUGCUGCUUCUUCAUCAAAGAAGAAGGGUUCCGAGUCAUCAUCUGCCAGUAAGAAGAGAAAGAAGGAAAAACCUGUAAAACCAUUGCCAUCACCACAAGAUCAUCACGUAAAUGAUGAAGAUAAUGAUGUGGUGAUGACUGGAGAAUCAUCCUCUAAUGCAACAACAGCUGCUAGCACAUUAUUACCACUUCCAACAGUUGCAGUAAGUGCCAGUUCUCAACUUGAACAAUUACCAAUUCCUUCCUCUCAUUCUCCUACUCUUUCUUCACAACACAGAAAAGCUUCUACUACUAAUUUGAACUUUUUGGUUAAAUCUCCACUUGAUGAAAUACUUGAAUCGAAUGCAAAUCUUAUCAAGGAAGAAAGGGAGGAUUAUGAAAGGGUGAAAAAGUAUUUUGACAAUUUCUGCAAACAAAAGAAUGCAAUCACUAAUAUGUGUUCUGAGCACAUUGAAAGAAUUCAGGAAAUACUUAAGAAAAUUGAUGAAAGAGUGGUUGUUUCUUUUUUUGCAAAGCCAGGUUAUGGUAAAUCAUAUAUGAUUAAUAGAUUGGUUUCAGGUUUCCAAUGUGAUAAUUAUCCUCUUCCAUCAGGCACUUAUUUACUUGGAAAGGGUAUCACUAGUACAGUUAUUGAUAUCAUGUAUGAUGAAUUUUACAGUCUCACUAAGGAAAUGUGUACCGUACAAGAGUAUAAUUUACGCGAAAAGAAUGUAAAAAAUGAAGGAAAAAAGUUAAGCUAUGAGAAACAAUUGGAAAAUAUUGAAAUUGACUCUCAAUCAAAUAUAAUAUUGAGUGGCAAUACUGAUACUGAAAGACUUUCUUGCAUUCUUGCAAGAGCAAGACAAGUGAUUGAAAAAUAUGAGAAGGAGAAAACAACUUUUGACUCUUUGACUGUAAAGAAACUUGUACUAAAAGUUCCUAGCCCAUUCCUUAAAGAGAGUAGAGUAAUUCUAAGGGAUAUGCCAGGUUAUGAUGAAUUGACAGAGGGAGAACUAUACAAGCAAUUUAUUAGAGAAAGCUUCCUAGAUACUUGCAUAAUUGUAUCGGGCAUUGAAAAUAACAGAAAUAUCUUAGAUGAUGGUAUUGUAAGAAAAGCUUGGGAAUAUGGAAUUCAUCAACCUAGUCAGGUAAUAAGACCUUCCAUAGCCAUUCUCUGUAACAAUCCAAAUAUAGUUGAGUCUACAUACUAUGAUUUAUUGGAUAACUAUGAGCUUAUUGAGGGUAUGAAAAAAUCUUUUAGAAAACAGCUAGCUCUACAUUAUGAUAUAUUGUUGGAAGGUGUUGUGUUGUCAGAAAGGGAUGUGGUAAACUCAACACCAGUUGAAUUUGAUGACAAAAUCAAUUUUGUAAAAUCAUUGGAGGAUAAUUUUGGAGUAACAUUUUUCCCUCCUCAGAACGCUAAAACUGAUUCAUUUAUUGAAAAAUUCAGAUAUAUCAUUGAAAAGAAUAGAAAGAAAGUCAUUGAAUAUAAUGCCAGUAUGAUAAGAGAUAUGGCAGUUGUAAUUUUAUCCAACAUUAAGGUUCCUAAAGAAAAUCAGGCCCCAGCACAGUUCUGUAAACAAUUCAACAAAGUAAGAAGGCAAUUAUGUGAAAUGUUUGCUGAAAAUUUAGAAUUGACAAUUAGCUAUUCACCAGAUGCUGACUAUCUAUAUGGAGGAGAUCUUUCAUCUCUUAUUAAUAGUUUGAUAUCAUUCUAUGAAUCUCCAAUAGCUCUUUUGUUCGACAAGAGGGAUAUAUCAGCAAGACUCCAAAAAUUUGGUGCUAGUUACAGAAGAAGAUUAAAAUCUGAGGAAAAACAAGUGGACUGGUCCAAUCAUUUCAAUACUUUUAUGGAGAAUUUUUUAGAAACUGUGGAAAGUUUCACUCUCUUCCUGACUCAUACAGCUAAUUCUUUCAAACAGUCAAUUAUUAGUACCUGUGUUUCUUACAGUGAUAUGUUAGAUACGAAUGUUGUAAAAGAGUUGGUAAAAAUACUGGAUAUUAAUGACAACAGCAAAGUGGACGAUUUUCUUGAAACAAUACACUCUGGUCUAUGUAAUUUUCAUGAGCACAUUAGGACAUACUUUGAAGCAAUCAAGGAAUCACUAAAAGAAAUCAGUUCUGGAAUGGAUAACAAUGUAAAAUUGCUGUUUGAAAAAUACAAGCGUAAAUCAGCCAAGUAUGCACAAGUUCCAACAGAAUUGAACUCUAAAUAUCCUCAACCUUGUAAAUAUGUAGAGAUAUUGUCAAUGCCAAAGUCUGAGAGUAGUGAUGUGAAAGAUAUUGCAGAAAAACAUUACUGUGCUCCAAAUGAUAAGUUGAUGGAUUUUGAUUUGAAAAAAAGUAAUAGGGAACAAAUAGCAAUCAAAAAAGUUGAUCACGAAGGAGAAGCCAAUGAGUUGUUAGUGAAGUUUGACAGAACGAGUAAGCAAUUAUUGCUCUCUUAUAACACAAAAACAGUUGAAGAGGUUUCAAGUCCAAUCAGAAAGUUGAAUAGUAAUGGCUUGAAACCAUUGUUUAUUUUGACAAGACCUAGAGGAAAGAAUUACAAACUUCAAAUAUAUGAAUCAGAUAGAAGAUAUGCCAAGACAAACAAUCUCCACCACAUGUUCGUAAUUGUAACAGAGAGCAAGUAUGUUGCAAGAUACAAGAAAUCUAUUGAAGAAAACGAAGGUAAUCCUUCUGAUUAUUUCUUUUUGAUAUUAGACUCUGAUGUUGCCCUUGGGUAUGGAAUUGUACAUUCUUCAAUAUUAGCUGUUGCAAAUUAUCUUCACAUUGAAUCAAUCCAUAUUGUUCAUGAUGAUAUUAGACAAUUUUAUGAAUAUUCAUAUGAACAUAAGGUCUACUCUCCACAUGACUCUGCAAUGCUCAGAGCAUUAAUAUAUAUGGAAAAAGUAUUGGAAUAUGAGUUGUUCAACCCUCAAAAAGCAGAUGAAAGAAGGGAAAGCUUGGAGCAUAUUUUAUUUGACGAGAUACCAGAUAACACUAAAAAGGAAGUUGUUUCUAUAAUGAAAGAACAAGAGGAGGAUGAAGAAGAUAUAAAAUCUGUGGAUGAUGGCAAAUUAGGCAUUUUACAGGUGUUAAGAAUAUUAGUGGAAAAUCUUCCAAAAAAGAGCAGACAAAAGUAUACAGAUAUUAUUACAUCCUUCUCAAACCAAGAGUCGAAAGAUACUGCCUUAGUUACACUUUCUAAAAAUCCACAGGAAUUCCUUAGUACACUCCGAGAAUUGUCUACCACACACAAGAUUAAGGUUGCUGAAAUUCUAAUUGAAUUGAUUGAGGAAGAAUUUAACGAUAAGAAACAUAUUGGACGUGUCAGUUUAUGGAAUAAUCAAACAAAACAAGAGCUCAAGAAUAGAGUUCAUAAUUUGAGCAAACCUACUCACCUUGUCUCGUAUAUUACUUCUUCAGUUCAUACUUAUUUUAUUCCAUCUAUGGAGGGAAUUUAUCCAAUAGGUCUGGAAGACUUUUGGAAAGAACCGAACAAUGAGGAGAGAAAGAAAACACUUACUGAAAUCAGAAAUAUUGGAACCAAGAACAAAUCAGCAAAGAAGAAUGAAAAGAAGAGGGCCAAAGCAAAAGUUGUCAAAUCGGCAUUGGAAAGAGGUUGGACUUGUUGUGAUAUUGGUGAGAAAACUCAAAUGUUGUUGCAUGGUGUUGGAAGCUUCCAAGUAUUUAAUUUUGGCUAUGCUCGUGCCAGUGUACCUUCUCUAGUUGAUUACAGUUCCAGAAAGGAAGGUAAGGAUGGUAAAAUCGAAUACAAUAGCGAUGAAGAAUCUGUUGAGGUUGAAGAGGAUGAGGAAUAAAGAGCUAACCAACAUGAAUUAUAAAAU
Naegleria gruberi is the source of this 3894-nucleotide messenger RNA. RefSeq lists its product as uncharacterized. The coding region runs from base 1 to 3867 and encodes 1288 amino acids. The transcript has a single exon. The record is from RefSeq and is a predicted model, not a curated record. NCBI's taxonomy places the organism in Eukaryota, Heterolobosea, Eutetramitea, Acrasida, Naegleriidae.